AGGCUCCGCCAGCCCAGCCGCCCAGGUCACCUAAGCCCCACCCCGCCGCUCCUCGUCAAGUCCCACCCGGCCCCGCCCGCCCCCCGGCCCUCCUCCCACUCCUCCCGCUCUCCUCGCCCCACAAAGUCGAUCUCUCAUCUCCUAGACCCAGCCCGCUCCCCCAGGCUCCACCUCGGCCUCUCAGACCCCGCCCCGUCAGGGCCCUCCGGGCCUUGCCCCGCCCUGCCUCGCCGGCGGCGGCCGCCGCGUCAAGUGACAGCCCGGAAGCUGCGGAAGCGGAUGAGGGAAGGGCGGCCGCGGCCCUGGGGGCGGCGGGAGCUGCUUUGCCUCCACGGAUCUCCCUGUGCGGCCCUCAUGUGCUGCGCUCGCUGACACCGGAAGUCCGCGGCUCUCCGCACACGGUGGGGUCGUCAGACCCGCUGCCCUUGGCGGUCGAAGUCGUCGUGCGGGCCCGCGGCGGCCGCCCAUGGAGAAGGCCAGGAGAGGCGGGGAUGGCGUCCCCCGGGGGCCCGUACUGCACAUCGUGGUGGUCGGCUUUCACCACAAGAAGGGCUGCCAGGUUGAAUUCUCUUACCCGCCCCUGAUUCCAGGAGAUGGACAUGACAGCCACACUUUACCUGAAGAAUGGAAGUAUUUGCCCUUCCUUGCCUUACCAGAUGGCGCACACAACUACCAGGAAGAUACUGUGUUUUUUCACUUGCCACCCAGAAAUGGAAAUGGAGCCACAGUAUUUGGUAUCUCUUGCUAUCGACAAAUUGAAGCCAAGGCACUGAAAGUAAGGCAAGCAGAUAUCACCAGAGAGACUGUUCAGAAAAGUGUCUGUGUUCUAAGCAAGCUGCCUCUGUAUGGUUUACUUCAAGCAAAACUUCAGCUCAUUACACAUGCAUAUUUUGAAGAGAAGGAUUUUUCCCAAAUUUCUAUUCUAAAGGAGCUUUAUGAACAUAUGAAUAGUUCCUUGGGAGGUGCUUCAUUAGAAGGAUCUCAAGUAUAUCUUGGUCUGUCACCUCGAGAUCUUGUCCUUCAUUUUCGACACAAGGUCUUAAUCCUAUUUAAGCUAAUUCUUCUUGAAAAAAAGGUUCUUUUUUAUAUUUCCCCAGUGAAUAAAUUGGUGGGUGCACUGAUGACUGUGUUAUCCCUUUUUCCAGGCAUGAUUGAACAUGGUCUCAGUGACUGUUCUCAGUAUAGACCCCGGAAGAGUAUGUCUGAAGAUGGUGGGCUUCAGGAAAGUAACCCAUGUGCAGAUGAUUUUGUUUCUGCAUCCACUGCUGACGUUUCACAUACCAACUUGGGAACUGUCAGGAAAGUCAUAGCAGGAAACCAUGGAGAAGAUGCUGCCAUGAAGACUGAGGAGCCUUUGUUCCAAGUGGAAGACAGCAGCAAAGGGCAGGAACCCAAUGAUACCAAUCAAUAUUUGAAACCUCCAUCUCGCCCAUCUCCAGAUUCUUCAGAAAGUGACUGGGAAACUUUGGAUCCUAGUGUCUUAGAGGACCCCAACUCGAAAGAAAGGGAACAGCUGGGAUCAGACCAGACAAAUUUGUUUCCAAAGGACUCUCUCCCCUCAGAGAGUCUUCCAAUUACUGUACAACCUCAAGCUAAUACGGGACAGGUAGUCCUGAUACCAGGGCUCAUUUCGGGUUUGGAAGAGGAUCAGUAUGGCAUGCCCCUGGCCAUCUUCACAAAGGGAUAUCUGUGUUUGCCUUACAUGGCAUUGCAGCAGCAUCAUCUUCUCUCCGAUGUCACCGUUCGGGGGUUUGUUGCUGGAGCUACUAACAUCCUUUUUCGACAACAGAAACACCUCAGUGAUGCCAUUGUGGAAGUACGUUUAUGUGUAGAAGAAGCUCUGAUCCAGAUCCAUGAUCCAGAACUCAGAAAGCUGCUUAACCCAACCACUGCAGACCUAAGGUUCGCAGAUUACCUAGUGAGGCACGUGACUGAGAAUCGGGACGACGUCUUCCUAGAUGGCACAGGCUGGGAGGGAGGUGACGAAUGGAUCCGGGCCCAGUUUGCAGUCUACAUUCAUGCCCUGUUGGCUGCCACACUGCAAUUAGAGACAAGGUUUUGCCAUGUCGGCCAGGCUGGUCUCGAACUCCUGACCUCCAGUGAUCCGCCCUCCUUGACCUCCCAAAGUGCUGGGAUUACAGACAAUGAAAAGAUAUUAUCGGACUAUGGGACAACUUUUGUUACAGCAUGGAAGAAUACUCACAACUACAGGGUGUGGAACAGCAACAAGCAUCCAGCACUUGCAGAAAUAAAUCCAAACCAUCCAUUUCAAGGCCAAUACUCAGUAUCAGACAUGAAGUUAAGGUUCUCACAUUCUGUUCAGAAUAGUGAACGUGGCAAAAAAAUUGGAAACGUCAUGGUCACAACUAGCCGGAAUGUCGUACAAACAGGAAAAGCUGUUGGCCAGUCAGUUGGAGGAGCUUUUUCCAGUGCAAAGACAGCUAUGUCUUCAUGGCUUUCCACUUUCACCACUUCCACCUCCCAAAGUCUCACUGAGCCACCGGAUGGGAAGCCUUGAGCAUGGCGUAAGAGGCUGCUAUUGCUUUCUGAGGUUUAAGUGUCCCCUGUCUGUCUGCUGCUCCCAGGCUGUUAUCAGCCACAGAUCCACAGCAGGGGACCAUAUGUCGAACUGUUUACAUGGAUGUUGCUCUAAGUGAAUGUUUCGGGAUGCCGAAAUGAUGAAAUCACAGCCAUAGUAGGGAUGGCUUUCCAGGUUGGGGUUUCAAUUGACUACUUUUAUUUCAGUCUGAGCCUGAUUAAAACAUACAGUGAACCUUCUAAUGAAUUUUGAGUUCUGAUAUUGUACAUUGGUUUACUUUAGAAGAGUUUCUACUUAUGUAAAUUUUGUUCUGUUUUGGUGUUUGAAUAUCUAGAUGGUCAUUGUAAUUUACACUUUCUAAAAUUAAUAUAUAUUACCAUUUUCUCUAAAGUUGGCCUUAAAAUAUGCUUAUAAAGUGAAGGGGUCAUACAGUUGGGCCUUUAUUAUUUUGCUGAAUUAUAUGAUGAUUUUUUUGCUUUCUACCCACAAAACAUUUAUUAAUUCACUUCCUCCUAGAAACAUGAAAGUCAGGGGUGGUUCUGAGGAUUGGGUGUUUUAUGUUUUUAGUUUGUUCUUUCCACAUCCUUAAAAAUUUGCUUUCAGACAUCAAGGAGUAUCACUGUGCUUUCCUCCUCUUUAUAACUGUGCAGGUGGGUGUGCAGAGAAAUAGCAGAGUGAUGGUUCGAUGAUACUGAAGCAGUUUAACAUGAAUGUGUCUGUAGGGCGAAACUUUCAAAGACCUAUGUGUUUAUUUUUCAACCACAGUCAUGUUGCAGUCUUUUACAAGCACUUUUUUUUUAAUCCAGAGUUUCUGCCAUCUGUUUCUCUUUUUGGGGGGGGCGGUGGACAGGGUCUCACUCUAUCGCCCAGGCUGGAGUGCAGUGGUGCCAUCUCGGCUCACUGCAACCUCCAUCUCCUGGGUUCAAGCAAUUCUUGUACCUCAGCCUCCCAAGUAGCUGGGAUUAUGGACAUGCACCAGCAUGCCCAGCUAAUUUUUGUAUUUUUAGUAGAGAUGGGGUUUUGCCAUGUUGGCCAGGCUGGUCUUGAUCUCCUGGCCUCAAGUGAUCUGCCCGCCUCAGCGUCCCAAAGUGCUGGGAUUAUAGGCAUGAGCCACUGCGCCUGGCCUGUUUCUUUUUUAAACAGUUUUCUAUUGGGUGUUUGCAGACCUACAGCUUUUCUUAGUCUUAUUCUUCAUGAAGCUUCUCAAAGCACUUAGUCUUCUACUUCCCUAACUGAAAGUCCUCCUAUAAUCAAUCCCUACCCCCUUCUAGAAGUAUCUUAAAAGAAAAGCAAGGUGAUUGUAAGUAUUAAAUAGAAAUCUCAUCUUAGUUUAUAUUCAGCAAAGUAAGAGGCAAGAGAAGAAAACUGCAGCCUUGACAUUUGUCAUCUGAAAAAGGACAUCUGGUUUCAUGUUAGGCACAUACAUGCAUGUGCGUGCCAUCUACUGAUGAUUUGUACACAGCUGGACUUUGUGUGUUUGCCAUGCUCAGCUCUCAUUUGCUUUUCAAGGAGACCUGGGAUGGUGUUCUCAGAGAGUACUUACGGGGAACAGACUGCCUUUUAGUAACAAAGGAUACUUGGGAAAUACAUUGUGAGUAUGAUCUAUCCCAGAUUGCUGGGGAAAUAAAGGAGGGCCCUGAUUAUAUUUGGUUUAUUCCUCACUAAAUGUUUAAGAAGUAAAUGCUCCCAAGGCAUUUGAAAUGAACAUAGAAACAUAAUCUAAAUAUGUCUGUAAAUUUUUCACUUUGUGUUUUCUAAACACAAAUUGUAUUACUCAUUUGAGCACAACUCAAGAAUUCAGCGAUGAUAAAUUGAAGGGCUGAAUGUGAGAACUCCAUUAAUUCCACUUCUUCCAAGAAAGUUAACCUCAGGAAACACUGUUUGAAGAGAAGAAAGUAGUACCAAACAAAACCUUAAACAGUACUCGAAUCUUUUUUGCGCUGAGACUAUAAAGAAUUCAUUCUAACAUCUUGUUUCAUAAGGGCCACAUCAUUCGUUGGAGCAUGAUAGUGUGAUUUGUGUACAAUUGUUACCUCUCAGCUGCUGAAGUUCACACUUCAAGGAUCUAGGAGCCCUGUGAGGGGUUGUCCAGCAAGAUGCUGAUUUGUCUUUCAGUUGGUAUGGUUUCUGUGAUCGGAGUAAACUCCCGUCUCCCACUAUUCAAAAGCAGCCCAACUCAUGCUUUGGAAUCCACUGAAAUAAAAAUAGUUAAAUGAAGUUUAACUUUGCUUUAAUAUCACUUGUGCCCCCAUGGAAUAUACACUUUGGUCGGACUUUCUAUUAACAUUUCUAGCUAAGAGUUUGACUCUUAGUGGUCACUUUACUGACUUUCAACGUAAGUAUCUCAGAAGAUACAACUUUCAUCAUAGAAAUGGUCAAAAGACCAUAGCUAUAUUUCCUUCAGGUUCUGGGAGGUGGAGUUUUUCAAGGAACACUGGCCGUUGUAUUGUUGGCAGGGGCCCCAAGGCAGCUCGCACAAUCAAAGGCAGGAAGCCUCACCCCUGGUCCUGUGAUCCCCCCACAUACUUCAGGCUUGGAUUCUAGGCUCCAAGUGGCCAGCAUAGAAGCCUCUCUCCAAACACUGGCUCUGUGAGCCAUAGGAGCCAGCACUAGGUCAUCUUCUGACAUAGCCCUGGUAAAGGUGUGUGUGUUGGUGGCCACACCUGCCCCAAUGCUUGCUAAGGCUUUUGUGUCUAAGAAUUGAGUAUUUGUACCUAGGUGUGAGGGAACCAGGGUCAGCCAGCCUUUUUCAGAUGUGCCGGGCACACACACACUACAUCAAUGGCUUGGUGGUGGCUUCACCGCUAUCCAGGUGACUUAAAAGGGUAUUUGGAAAAUGUCCCUGGUAUACUUCAAUUCCUACUAGACAUUGUAAUGACAAUGGUAUAGGUAAGGAAGAGAGAGUUACAGCUACCAGUUGUGGAACAGAAAUAGUUGCAUGUCCAAAGAAGGCUUAGAAUGAUUGUGCAUAUGCAUUUGGCUCACAUAACCAGCAUGAACAGUCUCUCCCCAAAUCCAUUAGUGAUUCACUACCCGCUGCCAAGCACAGCCCUAAAACAAUUCUCAUCCACUUUCCUGUUAAGAAACACAGCAGCAAUAUACUUUGGCAGCAAACCAGAGCAUACAGUGUAACUUGCUCAACCUUAUCUUCCUUUCCAAAUUCUAUACUAAGCAUCUGAUGUUUUUUAGAAUAAUUUCCUUUAGAAAGCCAAGGAGAAAGCAAAUUAGGAAGAGAGAGAAGUGAGAAAUUGUUGCAUGGCUGAGGAACAAGGUGCUUAAAAUCUGAAUGAAAGUAUUUUGAGAGCAGUAUUUCAUGUGCUAAGGGUUGUAAGAAUUCUUUUAGAAAGGGGUUAGAAUUUUACUCUGCUAGUUACAAGUUUUAAAGUCAUGCUACAGCAUUAUCACCCUGGCAGGUAGGUUUUGUUAUUGUUUUAUAUUUUGUGAAAAAAAGUUUUGUAGAAGUUACAGCUAGUGGUCUUUUCCCUCCAGAGCCAGUGAUGAGUGUGGGAGUACUUCAGCUCUGUAAGGGGCCAGCAUUCUGACCUUUAACCACAUGAACUUACCUGUGUCAGCAGUUGCAGAAAGUAGCCUGUUAGGACAGCAGCUGCUAAGCAUUGCCUGGUAUUUUAGUGGGGAGACGGUUGGGACUUUUCAUGGCAUCAACACUUGCAUGCUCUGAAUCUUUGAUCAGAGAUGAGGUGCCAUUUGUGGCAUUUCCAACCCGUCUCGUGGUAGCUUUUAAAAGUGGUAGAAGAUGCUGCCCUAAUUCCCCGAGGAUGAUUGUCAUUCCAUGCAGCAUAAUGUGCCGCGAGGAGUUUUCUCAUUCCAGUUCUUUGGACUUCGUAAUAUUGGAAUUGUUUUUCCAUAAUUUCCGGCAUUCCGUAAAUAUUUGUCAAGGACAAAGAAAAGGAAUGUGGAUGUUUAUUAUUUUCAUAUGAAUGACUUUGUACACAUGACUUCCUGCUUUCAUUAUGAAGGAGGGGAAACUAGUUCCCUUGUAUGGUAACUCCAAAGUUAAAAAACUGUGCAUGUCUGAGGGGUUGAAUAUAUUUUGUAAAACUCUAAAUACAUUUGUAUUUCUGUGCUGUUCUAAAGUUUACCUUUUUACUUAUAUGAAAGAUAACUAUAUAUUUAAAUCAUGUAAAUGGAACACAGUGUAGGGGGUUUUUCCAAUCUUAUUUUUCAUCAGAUUCUCACACCCACAUAGUAUGCUGCUCAGAUUUUUUCAUGUGUGCAAUAUGAACAUUUGAACAUUUCAGUCAGGUACUGAGCCAGAAAAGGUAAUUGAAGUUUUCAGAAAGCUUCUGUACUUAGAAAAUAUUUUGUUGUUUUCUUAAAAUAUUAGUAUUUUGUAGCUGGAAGAAUAAGAUCAAGGCUUACAUGUUUCAGGCCACUUGGUCACUGGUCCCUGAAUUUAGGAAACAUUGGAUUAAUGAGUUGGUGAAGGCAUUUAGUGGUUACAAAAAUAGUUUAAAUAUUUAUGAUUAAAGGCUUUUCACAAACCUUUUCUAAGAAAAUUUAGCUGAGAAAACUUAUAAAGUUUUCUAAGGCAGUUUAACUGUGGCACAUGUUUUGAUCAGAAAGGUAGUUUCUCUUUGCUCUGGUAGUUUUAAAGUUUGUACUAGUUCUUUAUUUCUGUUUUUUUUUAAUUGUUAAAAUUAUAAAUCACGUCUAAUCAUACUGAAUUGUAAAACUUCAAUUGUAUCUUUAUUUUAAGCAUAAAUGAGAAUAAAAUGAUCCUGUUCACCCUG
This is a messenger RNA of Pongo pygmaeus (Bornean orangutan), 7290 nucleotides long. RefSeq names its product AVL9 cell migration associated (gene AVL9). The coding region runs from base 467 to 2518 and encodes 683 amino acids. Gene Ontology annotation, cellular component: cytoplasm. NCBI's taxonomy places the organism in Eukaryota, Metazoa, Chordata, Mammalia, Primates, Hominidae. The record is from RefSeq and is a predicted model, not a curated record. The transcript has 17 exons.